Messenger RNA from Conger conger (European conger), 2076 nucleotides. Its product is annotated as 14-3-3 protein beta/alpha-B-like. Gene Ontology annotation, biological process: signal transduction. Gene Ontology annotation, cellular component: cytoplasm. The transcript is spliced from 6 exons. Lineage: Eukaryota; Metazoa; Chordata; Actinopteri; Anguilliformes; Congridae. The record is from RefSeq and is a predicted model, not a curated record. The coding region runs from base 172 to 936 and encodes 254 amino acids.
AUCACUGGUUGCCUUGGCAGCCUUUGACGUCACGCCUCCCCACCGUGUCCCUGCUCCUGGGGCUGGUGAUGGGAGGGAAACCCCGUUAAUGGGAGCGACAGACUGAAUGAGAAUCAGCUGUGUUGUCAGAGGAAGAACACUAUUAUUUCACACAUUAAGCCCGGAGCAGUCAUGACGAGCUCUAAGGAAGAUCUGGUGCAGAGGGCCAAGCUGGCCGAGCAGGCAGAGCGCUACGACGACAUGGCGGACGCCAUGAAGGCGGUGACGGAGAUGGACCCCAACCUGUCCAACGAGGAGCGGAACCUGCUGUCCGUGGCCUACAAGAACGUGGUGGGGGCCCGGAGGUCCUCCUGGAGGGUGGUCUCCAGCAUCGAGCAGAAGUCCGGCGCCGACCAGCAGAAGUCCGACACCGAUCAGAAGAAGGUGUGCAUGCUGAAGGAGUACCGGCAGACCAUCGAGAAGGAGCUGCAGGACAUCUGCGAUAAUGUGCUGGAUCUUCUGGACCGUCACCUCAUCGCCAAAAGUGAAUCUGCGGAGAGCAAGGUGUUCUACAUGAAGAUGAAAGGGGACUACUUCCGGUAUCUGGCUGAGGUCGCUACGUCAGAGAAGAAAGACGAAGCCAUGAAAAACUCGCAGGAAUCCUACCAGCAGGCCGUGGAUAUCAGCAAGAACGAGAUGCAGCCCACUCACCCCAUCCGCCUGGGCCUGGCCCUCAACUUCUCCGUCUUCUACUACGAGAUCCUCAACUCCCCCGAGGAGGCCUGCAACCUGGCCAAAACGGCUUUUGAGGAAGCCAUCGCUGAGCUGGACCAGCUGAACGAAGACUCGUACAAAGACAGCACGCUGAUCAUGCAGCUCCUGAGGGACAACCUGACGCUGUGGACCUCCGACACCCAGGCCGAGGCAGAGGACCCAGAGGAGAACCCAGGGAACUGAGCCCCGCAUUCUGACUCCAGGCUACCCGCCAAUCACACGUCAACACUGAGACCGCCUCACCUUCCCGCUGUUCUCUAGGGCUCCCAGCAGCCUCUGUCGCUUCUCUUCUGUUUGUGUGACUGAGUGUGCGUGCUUACGUAUGUGUACGUGCGCGUGUGUGGGUGAGUAGGUAUGUGCGUCUGCGUGCGUGCAUGUGUGCGUGUGCCUGCGUGCAUAUGUGCGUGCGUGCAUAUGUGCGUGUGUGCGUGCAUGCAUAUGUACGCAUAAGUGUGUGUGUGUGUGUGUGUGUGUGUGUGUGUGUGUGUGUGUGUGGCAGGCACAGGGUGGGCACAUAAAGGGCAGGGUGCACAGGGUAUGCGAGUUGUCACUCUUCUUUUUUUCUUUAUUUUGUCAGAAUGAUAUGGGCUUUGCAGAAACUGGGGGUCGGGGUGGGUCCAGUUUAGUUUAGUUUAUAUUUGUACAUCAUACGUGAAACGUUGAAAGUGUUUUGACUUUUGUUGUUUUACGCAUCUGUGGUUUACAUCAUGAAGCCUACGUGAUCGUUUGUGAUUCCGGGGGGGGUGGGGGGAGGUGGAGGGUAGGGGCCAGGGUUUGUUGUGGAACUAGCUAAUUGACAGAAGGGCCGUCGAAACAAAAACCAAAUGACCGUAGAGCACCAAAACGGUAACCGUUGGCACCAGAGGAAGAAAACGUUCCAUUUGAUGUCAUCUGUGCAAGCUCAUUUCCUGCCUUGGGUCAACCCCCCCCCCCCCCCCCCAUUGUAACUGUUACGAGGUAUAGAUAUCCUAACAAAGAACAAAGAAAGCACCUAAUAUUAUUUGGAACUUUAAAUUAAAUUUAAUACUGUAUAUUGAGCAGAACUGUUUAAAGAUACUCAUGUGCUUAUCUAGUCACUACGGUUUCAUUAUUAUUAUUAUUCUUAUAAUUAUUAUAUUAUUAUUAUCCCACCCCCUUGUUUCUUUUGAUACUUACCUAAAUGCAUGUGGCUGAGGAUGGCUAUUGGGGAGGGUAUGGAGAUUGCUGUGAUAGGCUAGCUAAGUUUUCAUGUCUGGAAUUUUCAUACAAAACACCCAAACAUAAUUAUUUGGAGGGGACAAUGUAAUUUCAUGUUCGUGAAAUAAAAACAUUUACUUAAAUAUG